Molecule: messenger RNA, 3634 nt
Organism: Rubroshorea leprosula
Lineage: Eukaryota; Viridiplantae; Streptophyta; Magnoliopsida; Malvales; Dipterocarpaceae
Source: the annotation of a GenBank genome assembly
GGCUGAAACGACGCCGUGGGCGUGGUCCUGGGAUCUCAUCUUCAUCAUCGGAAACGCAACUGAUAAUUCAAAGUUCUCAAGCCAUCAAAAUCAAAAUAUAGAAAACCGUCUUUCUCUGCCUUCUUCUCUCUCACUCUUCUUCUUCUUCGUCGAAUUAGGGUUCGUUGUGUAUUCUUGACACGUUUGGUUGCUGGGAAAAGAGAAGAAAAUGAUGGAAGAUUUUCAGGAUUCGUAAACAUUUGAAAGCAUCCAUUAAAUAUCACAGAAAUGCCUUGCAAAGUGGUAUCUUGUUGGACAUUUAGUACGCUAGUAGGUGCGUUUCUUGAUCUCGCAAUAGCAUAUUUGCUGCUUUGUGGAUCGGUUCUUGCUUAUUCUGCCUCAAAAUUUCUGGGUUUAUUUGGGUUGUGCCUGCCAUGCCCUUGUAAUGGGUUAUUUGGGAAUCCGAUUGCGAUUAACUGCUUACAGAGACACUUAGUGGGUGUCCCAGCGGAGAAGAUAUCAUCUGUUCUGUUGUCUGUCAAGACCCGGUUCCCUUUCGAUUCUAUUUGGAACUAUGAUGACCUGGAUUCUCAAUUUAAUUCAGUGUCAGUGAAGCGGAGAAGUCUUGGUGAAAAGGGGAAUGGAAACUUUGAGGAUGAAGCGUCUUGUAGCUCUUGGAGCGAAAUGGGUGCUGGAAAUCGUGUUAUCAACUCUCCAGGAGUGGACAAAGGAAGGUUGCAAUGGAAGGGAGGUCUGAGUCAAAAAUCAAGAUAUGGGCUCAGGCGCCGCAAGAGAGCAGCUGGUCAUCUUGGGAAGUUGUCAUCGCAUUCAUCAUCCCAUUCAUCAUAUGAUUGUUUACAGUCAACUGCACAAAUUGUUCAACAAUCUCCUGACAUUGUUUCUAAAAGUGAGAACGGUAUAGCUGAAGGGAGCUCCUUUCCUUUUAAUUUUGAAGAUGGUGAGGAAGCUUCAAAAGGGAUUGAUUUGCUUGAGCAAGUUUCUAAUGGUCUUGAAAGUGAUGAACCUAUGGCUGAGGAUAAGUCCACAGAGAAGGAUUCAUCACUUGUUGAGUUCAUGACCCCUUCACAAUCGGACCUUGGUUUUGAUGGAAAUGAAGAAAGUAUGAUUAGAUUCUUAAAAAAAGCACUACAAAAGGAACACAGUGCUUGCAAAGCUCUAUACCUUGAACUUGAGAAAGAGAGAAGUUCUGCUGCUACUGCUGCAGAUGAAGCUAUGGCUAUGAUAUUACGUUUACAAGAAGAGAAGGCAUCAGUAGAAAUGGAGGCUAGGCAAUACUAUAGGAUGAGAGAAGAAAAGGCUGCAUAUGAUGCUGAGGAAAUGAACAUUCUUAAAGAGAUCUUAUUGAGGAGAGAGAAGGAAAAGCAUUUCUUGGAGCAGGAAGUUGAAUGCUAUAGACAAAUGCUGUUUGGGAAAGAGCAAUUAAAUGUUGAUAUGCAUAAUAUGACAGCCACAGGUGGACAAAUAGUUUCGUCAUUAUACUCAAGUGAGGUGCCAGCAUUAACGUCACAUCAGCCUAAUGAAUCUGAUGUUGAAAAGGAAAAGGCCAAAAAUUCAAAUGUUUUUUCAGAUGAUGAUGUCACGUCCAAUUUUGGUUUGCAAAAUCAUACUCUUGAUUUUGGAAAAGAAUUUCCAAUUCCCAAACUCAGAGAUGAUGCUGGCUCUUCGGAUAUGACUGUUGAAAAAAAUCAUGUCUAUGUGCUGAGAAGUGUUGAGGAGAUUCAUCAAGAAGUGCCGGAGAAGGGCAUGGCAUACAUGGACCAAAAUCCACUAGAACAGCUUUUGGAGGAGCCUUCACAUUCUAAUCAGUCAACCACUCCACACUCUUCAGAUAUGACUGUUGAAAAAAAUCCUGUCUAUGUGCUUAGAAGUGUUGAGGACAUUAAUCAAGAAGUGCCAGAAAAGCGAAUGGCAUACAUGGACCAGAAUCCACUUGAGCAUCAUUUGGAGGAGCCUUCACAUUCUAAUCAGUCAACUAGUCCACAGGGAUUGAAUGAGCUUCAGGAAAUCACUGUCCCUGUCAUAGAAAAGGAGCACAAGGAUAACACUGGUCCAUGCCGAGGGUUGACACCAAGGACAACCUGUUCCUUUGAUGAAACUAAGAUAAUUUUUCCACAUGGUGAGGAAACUAGAGACAAAUAUGGAAAAGAUUCAAAUAAUUCAGUUUUUGACAUUGAUUAUCAUGUUAAUGAUAUUCAUGUUGUUGCUGAUAAAUUUAAUGUGGAUAGUGAAGAAAGUGGAAAUAACAGUAGACAGCCAUCAAUCCGUCAUGCUUUGAGUAUGCCAAAAUUAUGUGAUAGUCCAACCUUAGGUGGGUUACGAACUGAGUCAGAAAGGAGAAGAGUCAGUUUAGAGAGAAGUGGCAGAUUACCACCAAUUGGUCCCUCCCGAGGAAAAGGUUAUCUUCAUGAUCUGCGGAGAAAUUCCAUGUCUGCUUUUGAUUCUGAAAGGUUGAAAAUCGACAGCGAGGUUGAAUGGCUAAGGGAAAGGCUAAAGAUUGUGCAAGAGGGAAGAGAGAAGCUAAAGUUCUCUGUAGGGCAUAGAGAAAGAGAAAAAACUGAGAUGCAAAUUUUGGGUAAUAUAGCAAGCCAACUUCAAGAGAUUCGACAGUUAACAGAACCUCGAAAGGCUUUACAGCAGGCAUCUCUGCCCCCUCCAUUUUCUAAGCUGCUCCUCAAUUUGAGAGACUGAAAAACUACUCUAGGAGACAUCUUACUUUUUCUGGAAGUGGUGAUACACUCAGUUGCAAUGGACAGCCAUGUGUGUGUGGUUUUGGUCCCUACUACCAUAAGAUCCAUGUAGAAUUUCAACCAUAUUCUUUUUCAUGGAUUAAAUGUAAAUGGCUAGAGUGGGAUGUUGAUGGAGGUUUCCAAGACAGUAAUUUUGAUCUGAACAGCUUGCAUAUUUCUUAUGAUAUAUUUGUACAGAAAAACACUUAUAUUGGUAUAUUCAUGUAUUCCUGCAUGUUUAGAGCUUGGGAUGACGUACAUUAAGAUUUCAAUUUAGAUCCUCUUAUGAAAGGAGUGCCUGAGAUUGACCAUGGUAAGAGGCAUUUGGAUUUUCUUGCUCAGAAGCACUGAUAUGACACUGGGAAAGUAUUUUAUCUAGCUUUCCAUAAUACUUGCAUUAGUUAUACUGUGUGGAUAGCGUACGGUAAGCAUGAGAGAGGAAUUAAAGAAAUCAUUCUAUGUUCUGUGACUCAUAUCUCUGCUUGAAGCUAAAUAACUAUUUGAAAGCUUCCUUCAACUUCACUUCGGUUGUUUUAAGCUCCUAAUCCUUUAAUGCUUUUUGAAUCACUGAAGUUUCUUGGUUUCAGGUUAUGUCAAAGAAAAGACGACCACGAACUUUUUCCUUACAGGUGCAGAAAAGCAUUUAGUUGAGGUACUAGUAAGGCAAAUUAGAUGGAGCUGAUUUUGCUCACCUGCAUUCUGCUUCUUGUUUACCGGAGCAGGUGACACCUUUUUAACGUUUCAAUCAUGUCCCUCGUCCAACUACACUACAGUGAUAAUCUAGUUGUUAAAGCACAAUUUCUUUUUCUUGCUUAUCGCAGUUGUGGUAUCCAAUUUUGACUGCUUGGUAGCACUGUAGCUUCCACUGAGGAUUGAAUUUAUAGUUGAAAUAAGUUGUAUUUUAACUA